AUGCUCUUUGCAGCCUCCCUGGCUGAGCUCCAAGCCGAGGCCAGCUGCCCCAUCUGCCUGGAUUACCUGAGAGACCCAGUGACCACUGACUGUGGGCACAACUUCUGUAGCUCCUGCAUCCACCAGCGCUGGGAAGACCUACAGGACAUCCUCCCCUGUCCUGUCUGCUUCCACCGCUGUCCUGACAGGAACUUCAAGAGGAACGUGCAGUUAGGUCAUGUGACCAAUUUGGUCCAGCAGCUUCCCGCCAGGAGGAGCAAGAGGAGACUGCAGGAAGGGAAAGACCUGUGUGAGCAGCACGGUCAGCCUCUGACCCUGUUCUGUGAGAAGGACCUGGAGCUGCUGUGUCCCCGGUGCAAGGUCUCCUCCGGCCACCGGGGCCACCCUCUGACACCCAUUGAGCGAGCUGCGGCUGACCACAGGAAGAAGCUCAAAAGCUACAUCGAGCCCUUGAAGAAGCAGGUUGAAGACACUGAAAAGGGGUUAGAAAUGCAAGUCUCAAAUUUAUUUGAGUUGAGACAGAGGGUGGAAAAUCGAAAACAUAAACUGCAUGCUGAUUUUGAACAAUUUAAGCAUUUCUUGGGAAAGGAGCAGGGUGCAGUCCAUAUUAGGUUACUAAUUGAAGAGAAUCGUGUUGAAGAAAAAAUAAUUGAAAGCAAAAACCAAAUGUCAGACCACCACUCCACACUAAGGAGUCUGCUUAGUGAAAUAACAGAGAAGUGUUUGCAGACAGACCUAGAUUUACUGACGGGUAUUGAAAGUAUCCACAACACCUAUGAACGCCUACAACCCCCAGUGGCCUUUUCAUAUAAAUUAAAGAAGGAGGUUAGCCACACCACCUUAAAACCCUUACCACCUUCUCCAUUCAGUGAUCCCAAGGGGAAGAUCCACCUCCCACAGCGCCAGCAUCUCCCUGGCCGCCUGACCCAUCACAGGGGCUUUGCAGGUACUUGGCACACCUCUUCAGAGAAGGAAGAGGUAGACCAGACAAAGAGUGGUGGGCGGCAAAGCAAAGUUUAUCCAGCGAUCAUACAAAGCUCCUAA
Molecule: messenger RNA, 1044 nt
Organism: Lutra lutra (Eurasian river otter)
Lineage: Eukaryota; Metazoa; Chordata; Mammalia; Carnivora; Mustelidae
Product: putative tripartite motif-containing protein 61
Exons: 4
Coding region: 1-1044 (347 amino acids)
Molecular function (GO): zinc ion binding
Source: RefSeq, a predicted model, not a curated record